Toxoplasma gondii ME49 is the source of this 3522-nucleotide messenger RNA. RefSeq names its product OTU family cysteine protease. Gene Ontology annotation, molecular function: cysteine-type deubiquitinase activity. The coding region runs from base 1 to 2964 and encodes 987 amino acids. Gene Ontology annotation, biological process: protein deubiquitination. The record is from RefSeq and is a predicted model, not a curated record. The transcript has a single exon. NCBI's taxonomy places the organism in Eukaryota, Apicomplexa, Conoidasida, Eucoccidiorida, Sarcocystidae.
AUGUAUGCACACCUCGCCUUCCUCUUGCUCGGUGUUCUGUUGCUGUCUCUCCCCCUCUUCCUCUUUUCUCGUUUUCCCCUCCCCGUCUUCAUCAGAGGAGCUGCAAAGCGACGAAAGGCACAACGGAGAGACGCGUGGCUAGGGGGCGCUGUCGCGAAGCGAGGGGAUCUGCCAUCUGCUUCUUCGUGUUUUCCUCGGGCGUCGUCCUCACCUCUCUCUGUCUCUCCUCUUUCCUUUUGCCUCUCGCACCUCCUUUCUCUCCUCCUGCCCUUUCUGGAGAUCUCUUUUCUCGCUCCCGCGCUUCGCGCAACGGUCCUCUACUGGCUGUCUGUCUUCCCCGCAUUCUCGUCUCUUCGGUUCUUCCCUGCGCCUUCCACUCUCCGGUCUCUCCUUCCUUGUUCUUUCGGCUCCUCCCUGCUCCGCUUCCUGAUGGGGAAGAAGAAGAACGGGCGAGGGCGAGGGACGGCCCGGAGGCCGGGGAAAGAGCGGCGGGGCGACUCCGACGGCGAGCAGCCGGAGAAGAGUGACCGGCGCGAGAAAAAGGAAAAGGCGUCUCGUGACACGGCAGGGUGUUCGUCCUUCUCGUCGCAGUUGCAGGCUUACGGCCUCGAACUGGAGUUGAUUGUUCCUGACGGGAACUGUCUCUUUCGGGCCUUCGCCGACCAGCACUGCGGCAAGCAGGAGCGGCACGGUGAGUACCGCGAGAAGGCUGUGGACUACAUUGAGGCGCAUGCGGAGGACUUCCAGUGCUUCCUCUCUGAAGAAGAAGAAAGCUUCAAGAAGUACGUCAACCGCAUGCGCCGCCUCGGCACCUGGGGCAGCCAAGUGGAGCUGCAAGCCCUCAGCCAGGUGUACGAAGUGAGUCUCUUCGUCCACGUAGCCAACGGGGUGGAGCCCGUGGGGCGCUGGCACGGCGGCGCGGGGGCCCCGCAAGGAGACACCUGUGGGAAGAAGAAAGGCCGAGGUGUGGGGAAGAAAGGCGGAGCGAAGCCGAACCAGCGACGCGGUCGCGGAGACGACGAAGGAGACGGAGAAGACUGGAACAUCUGCAAGAUGGAGAACUUCUCGGAAUCGCAUCCGUGCCUGCAGCUUGCCUUCCACGUCAACCAUGAACACUACAACUCGAUUCGGGUCCGAGGCCAAACCCCAGGGAAGAUGCUCACUCUCGCGCAAGUCCGCCGCGUCCUGAACAUGAAGGCUGAGUCGGACCGGGAGUCGGGAGAGACUGGAGAAGAGACGGCGGACGAGGCGGCACCAGAGCCAGUCGAGGAGGAGGAAGAGGAGGAGGAAGAGGAGGAAGAAGCAGCGACAGAGAAGCGCGAGUGCGUCGAACGGGGGACAGAAGAAGACCUCGAGGAGGCAGACAAGAGCGUGGAGGGCGAGAGGGGAGAGUCUGCGACAAGGAGAGUCGAGAGCGACACACAAGUGCGAGGACCAGCGGAGUCCGUGAGAGCCGGGCAAAGGGAGCAGGAAGGGGAGAAAGACGAGGGUGUAUUCCCCGGCGUCCAGCCCGCGACUGAGGCGUCUGGCAACUGCGUCAGGAAUCUGUUGGAGAGCAAAGGCGAGGAGCACGAGGAAUCCAGGGAACAGGUGGAAGACGCCGCGACCCAGAGUGGGGACGGUUCAGCGAAAAGCCGAGAGGAAACAGUCGAACUUACUCUGGUGGAAGCGGGCAAGUCGGAAGAAACAGAAGGAACAGCGAGCGAGGAAGAAAAGUGCGGCGACGCAAGAAAACAAGAGACAUCUGCUGCCGAGGAGACCGCAGAGCAGAUCCCGGAGGGGGAUGUCAAAAGGCAUGGAGCGAGGGGAAAGAGAAGGAUUCAACAGAGAGAAAGAGGGGAGCAGUCGACGACGGAGGACAGGAAAACAGCGGACAGAGCAUCGAAGAACGACGCCCUCAGGGAAAAAGGCGAGGCCUCUUCCUUUGCGCCAGACAAACAUGCACAAGAGGACGCAAGGUCCCAGCACACACGUUCUUCUUCCUCAGCUUCAAAUGGGUCUUCCUCAUCUGUCUCGGUUUCUUCUUCAUCUGCUCUUAGCUCCACUUCAUCUUGCUGCCUUUCUCUGCCACAGUCUUCCUCUCCCUCCUCUUCGUCCUCUCGCUCCUCUUUUUCCUCUUCGUCUGUCGCUUGUUGCUCUUUUUCGCCAGCUUCUGUUCCUGUUUCUUGUUCGUCGGUUGCUGCUUCUGCCAGUGUGCGCCCUUUGGCUCGGAGUGUCUCUGCGUCUCCCAGGUGGGCGACUGUACCGCGCCGGUCUCGUAGCACGGGGGCGUUAGUUCGCAGCAGCGGCGAAGUAGAGAGAGAAGCGAGUUUCUGUUUUGCUUCUCGCCAGUGUUGUCUGGUCCCUUCCUCAGGGAAUGCAUCCGUCUCAGAUUCUCCAGCGUCGUCGGAUGAGGCUUUCUCAGCUCCUGCGCAUGCAGAGGCCUUCUCUCUUCAUGGUGGGCUUCCUGCAUCGGGGUCGCCGUCGCGAGAGAACUCAAGUUCGGAGGACGGCGCCUCUCGCUUCUUGCACUCGCAUCGCCUCUCGGAGUGCAGAGGAGACCACCGAAGGCCGUGUGCAGGCUUCCAUGCAGACCUUCGAGAAGGAGAAAAGGACGGCUUCCAAAACAGGCGCGUGAAGCGACGCAACUCUCUGCGAGUCUGCUCAACCUCUUCCUGGUCGCCGUCGCGAUCACUUCUUUCUGGACGUUCUUCUCGGAUAUGCGCGACUUGCGGGUACCGCAUGCAGCCCCUCCCCUCUUCUUUGAAGCAGAGUGCGCGUCCUUCUCCUCUGUCUGAGUCGCCUUCUCUGCCUUCUUCUGUGCUGUCGGGUGCCUCGUGUUCCGCCGCUGCAGUGGCCUCCUCGCCCUCUGCUUUAGUUCCUUCUUCUCGCUGCUCGUCUGAGGUCCUUCCGAACGGAGAUGAGGAGACAGGAGAGGAGAAGGAUGAGCGCGAAGCGCGUCCGUCGCCGCUGGUGUGCGUGUGAGUUACGUAGGAGGUUUGCGAAUAAUGUUUUUUCAGUACAUUCUGAAAUGGGAUCACUCGGUCUACAUAGGCUGCCUUUUUCUGGGGAGCAUGUACUGCGGAUUGGCUGAGUGGACUCGAUCUUGAAGGCCUCUGUUGAGUUUGGCCGGUUGCUGCAUUCGUUGUGUGAGAUGUGAAGCUGGGAGACAGCCGUGACAAGAUCAUUCCUUUUCUCCCUCUCAAAUCGCAGGGUGCCUCGCGCCUGUGGCUUGCGAACAAGAGACGAAACGAGCCAAUGGAGCGGUCUGAGAAAAACAGGCCGACGACGAGAGUGGUGGAGACGCAGACGAGACUCGAACAAGAAGCGCGGUCGCCUUGCGAGAGCAGAGAGGGACAGGAAGCAGCGAGGUUUCGCUCAAUCGUCUUUUCUCAUUUUCUCUCGACGUUCCGAAGUGAGAUUGGAACGCAGAGACACUCGGGAGGGCGCUUGACCGUCGCUUUCUGUUUGUCCUCUGUACAGAAGCACGUUGUCAGCGGGUGUUCUGCGGUGCGGGGAAAGAUUUCCGCAGGUCGAGAGGUA